AUGGACCCACUCCCGUUUGAAUAUCAAAUCUGUGCCAACGCGGAACGAACUCCGAUCAAAAAGGAUGCCUAUUGGGGACCACAAACAAAUGAGUGUGCUAUACAAGGAUGCCUUUCCAAGAACUCAUAUAAAGAAGAGAAAUGCCAAAACCAGAUAGACGCCCUCUAUCAAUGUUGCAAGGCAUUCUAUGAAGCACGAGGCGAAAACGCACGAACCCCAAGCUGCCCAAAACCCGAUCUUCUAAAAUUGAAGAUGAAGCAACGAGCGGAGGAGAAGCGAGGCAGAGUUGGAUCCAACCAGAAUAUGUAUGGGGAUUGUCGAAUUCAUUCUAAGACGCUCGUGAGCACGCAAGAGGACCUCAAGGGACCUGAACAAACAUCGAGUGAACUCCUGACAGGAGUUCGUCUGAUCCGAGACUCUAAUGAACGCCUAUAUGACAUAUGUUGA
Messenger RNA from Paracoccidioides lutzii Pb01, 447 nucleotides. RefSeq lists its product as hypothetical. The transcript has 4 exons. Bases 1 to 447 code for a protein of 148 amino acids. The record is from RefSeq and is a predicted model, not a curated record. Gene Ontology annotation, cellular component: mitochondrial intermembrane space.